Pygoscelis adeliae (Adelie penguin) is the source of this 1612-nucleotide messenger RNA. RefSeq names its product trans-golgi network vesicle protein 23 homolog A (S. cerevisiae) (gene TVP23A). Bases 1 to 570 code for a protein of 189 amino acids. The transcript is spliced from 6 exons. Lineage: Eukaryota; Metazoa; Chordata; Aves; Sphenisciformes; Spheniscidae. Gene Ontology annotation, biological process: protein secretion; vesicle-mediated transport. The record is from RefSeq and is a predicted model, not a curated record. Gene Ontology annotation, cellular component: Golgi membrane.
AUGGCGCUUCUGAGCAGGUACCCACUGGCCACCUUUUUCCACCUGUUUUUCCGAGUGAGUGCUAUUAUUACCUACUUGUUCUGUGACUGGUUCAGCAACAGCUUUGUUGCCUGUUUUGUCACUAUUCUCCUCCUUCUAUCCUUUGACUUCUGGUCAGUUAAGAAUGUGACGGGAAGACUCUUGGUUGGUUUGCGUUGGUGGAACCAGAUUGAUGAAGAUGGAAAAAGCCACUGGGUGUUUGAAGCAAAAAGGGUGCCUACAAUAGCUGCCUCCACUGAAGCUGAAGCUCGAAUCUUUUGGCUUGGUCUCAUUAUCUGUCCAGUUAUUUGGACAGUGUUUUUCUUUAGCACCUUGUUCUCCUUGAAGCUGAAAUGGCUGGCUCUUGUGAUAGCUGGGAUCUCCCUUCAGACUGCUAAUUUAUAUGGCUACAUCCACUGCAAAUUAGGGGGACAAAAAAGCAUCAGCAGAGUAACUUCAAGGUUUUUUGUCACAGCAGAUGUUCCCAAGAGACAGACAAGGAGAAUUUCAGAAGACCGCAUUGAAGAACACGGGAAGACAGGCACUAGAUAAUCAAAUGAGGAAGCACUAACAAGGAUGAGCAGUAAAAUACGCAUUUAUGAAAGCCGUUCUCCAUAUGAAGAUAUUUAAGUAAAGCUCUUCUAGAAUUAUGCCUGCAUGAAAUAAUAAGGAUUUUGUCAUUUGUGUUUGAGUCUUUAGAUUCUGACAGGUUUAGAGCCUUUCUUACUUAGAAGUUUCAUCAAAAAGCAGUUUGUAUAGGCAGAAAAACAAUGCUUACGGUUUAUACAGAGCACGCUCCUUUAAGAAAAAAAAAAAUCUGUCAACUAACCUGAAACUGUUGGAUUAUCUUAACCAAGAAUGAGAAUGUAAUCAAAAGAUGAUGCUCAUUUGUUCAAUUUUGCAACUACAAUAAACAAAGUCAAACUGCCUUUCCCUCUUGUACACAAUACUGAUUUCUCAAAGCUUUGAUUCCUCAAUAAAAAGAGGAAUUACAGUCACAAAGAGCCUCUUAGUUAUUAAAGAUACCGAAUGUUUAUUUUUUAGUGUUCAGGCUCAGGGCUGAGUAGAAGAAAGAACAAGUCACAUCGCAUGUCCACACUGUACUUGUGUGAAGCAGCCAGUUACGCGUGAAUAGUUAAAAUAUGUUAUUCUGAUACCUGUAAUAAAUAAAAUACUGUACUGGUACUAUAAUUAACUUGCCUGAACUCUAGUAGGUUUUUGUUUUAAAACUGAUGCCAAUUAUAAAGAAAGGAGACAACACUACACUGAGUUUCACUCUAAAUAUAGAUCUUUUCCACUGAAAGAUACUGAAAUGAUGUUAUUCAGUAAGAAAGAGAGCGGGCAUUGCAAUUCAUCCCAGCGCAGAAGGUGGGCCAGAGCCUGCUACGGGUGCAUAGUAGAUACAUUAGACACAACGCCCCAAUGUCCGCAAAGCGUAUUUUGUAUUCAGCUUUCUAAAGAACAUCUUGUAUACGCACGUCUUCAAACGCCAACUUCAUAUUCAGGUUAUUAGUACUAUGACACCGGAUGCAGAUUGCGCCUACGUAACACAGAUGAAGACUUGGUUUUAUAGUUUUCUAGCAAGCUUUGAGAU